AUGGAGACCAACACUGAAACUAACAACGCAGGGGUGCAGGUGCGGGACGACCUCGCUGAGAAGUGUCAGAAACUGUUCCUGGAGUUUCUGGAGGAGUUUCAGGACAAAACUGGUGAACCUUUGUAUUUGGCUGAGGCUCAGGAGCUGAUCCGACCAGAGAGAAACACUCUGACUGUCAGCUUCACCAACAUCGAACACUACAAUCAACAACUGGCAACCACAAUUCAGGAGGAAUUCUACAGGGUGUACCCAUUUCUAUGUAGAGCAGUACGCCACUUUGCCCGGGACCAUGGAAACAUACCACCGUCCAAAGAGUUCUACGUGGCAUUUUCUGAGUUUCCUUCAAGGCAGAAAAUCCGUGAGCUGUCCACGGCACGCAUCGGCACUCUGCUACGUUUUAGUGGGCAGGUGGUGCGUACACACCCCGUUCACCCAGAGCUGGUGAGCGGAACCUUUCUCUGCCUCGACUGCCAGUCUGUCAUCAAGGAUGUGGAGCAGCAGUUUAAAUACACACAACCCUCCAUCUGCAAGAAUCCUGUGUGUGCCAAUCGACGCAGGUUCAUGCUGGACACCAACAAGUCACGUUUUGUUGAUUUUCAGAAGGUGCGGAUUCAAGAGACUCAGGCGGAGUUACCACGAGGCUCAAUCCCUCGCAGUGUGGAGGUGAUUCUGAGGGCAGAGGCCGUGGAGACGGCGCAGGCCGGAGACCGCUGUGACUUUACUGGGACUCUUAUCGUAGUACCUGAUGUUUCUGCAAUGGCGCUCUCAGGCACAAGGGCUGAAACCAGCAGCAGAGUGACUGGAAAGGAAGGCUUUGAGGCUGAUGGGAUCCAGGGUCUGAAGGCUUUGGGAGUUCGAGAGCUGUCCUACAGACUGGCCUUUCUGGCAAAUUACGUUGCACCCACAAAUCCCAGGUUUGGAGGUAAAGAGCUGCGCCAGGAAGAUCAGACGGCUGAAAGUGUGAAGAAUCAGAUGACCGUCCAGGAGUGGGAGAAGGUGUUUGAGAUGAGCCAGGACAAGAACCUCUACCACAACCUCUGCACCAGCCUCUUCCCUACUAUCCAUGGUAACGAUGAGAUCAAACGUGGGAUAUUGCUUAUGCUUUUUGGUGGUGUCGCCAAGACCACCUUGGAGGGAACUUCUCUAAGAGGAGACAUUAAUGUCUGCAUCGUCGGUGAUCCCAGUACCUCAAAAAGCCAGUUUCUCAAGCACGUUGAGGACUUUGUGCCCAGGUCGGUGUACACCAGCGGUAAAGCCAGCACUGCUGCUGGUCUCACAGCCGCUGUGGUCAAGGAUGAGGAGUCACACGAGUUUGUCAUCGAGGCUGGAGCUCUCAUGCUGGCUGAUAACGGAGUUUGCUGUAUUGAUGAGUUUGACAAAAUGGACCUUAAGGACCAAGUAGCCAUUCAUGAAGCUAUGGAGCAGCAGACCAUCAGCAUCACCAAGGCUGGCGUGAAGGCUACACUGAAUGCCCGCACCUCUAUCUUGGCAGCGGCCAAUCCUAUUGAUGGCAGGUACAAUCGUGCCAAGUCUCUGAAGCAGAAUGUAAACAUGUCUGCCCCAAUCAUGUCCAGAUUUGACCUUUUCUUCAUUCUGGUGGAUGAGUGCAAUGAGGUAACAGAUUAUGCCAUCGCAAGGCGAAUUGUAGACCUCCACGCCAGGAAUGUAGAGUCGGUUGAACGUGUAUAUGCCGCUGAAGAUAUACAGAGAUACAUACUGUUCGCCAGACAGUUUCAGCCAAAGAUCACCCCAGAAGCGCAGGAGUUUGUGGUAGAACAGUAUAAGCGGCUGCGUCAGAGAGAUGGCGGUGGCACCACUAAAUCAGCCUGGAGAAUCACGGUCCGGCAGCUGGAGAGCAUGCUGCGGCUAUCCGAGGGCAUGGCUCGGCUCUACUGCUCAGACGAGGUUCAACCUAAACAUGUCAAAGAAGCUUUCCGACUCCUGAAUAAAUCGAUCAUUCGAGUUGACUCUCCUGAUAUCAACUUUGAUCAGGAGCAAAAAGAUGAUAUGAAUGGUCAUAAUGAGUUGUUGGACAAGGAGGUAGGGGGACAGAACGGUGUUGCUGCUGACGCAGUGGAGCCCAUGGACACCGGCAAGACAGAACAGCAGGAGAAGACGGCCACGGCCAAACCGGCUCUCCGAAUGUCUUUCGCAGAGUACCGUCGAAUCUCCAACCUGCUCGUGCUACACAUGCAGAAAACAGAACAAUUGGAUGAAGAGUCGUCUCUAAAGAAGAGUGAGCUCAUCAACUGGUACUUAAAGGAAAUUGAGAGUGAGAUCGAGUCCGAAGCUGAACUCAUUGCCAAGAAGAAUAUUGUUGAGAAAGUGUUGCACCGAUUGGUCCAUUAUGAUCAUAUCAUCAUAGAGCUGACAAAAACCGGCCUGAAAAAGGUAACGGAUGAAGGAGACGAGCCUGUGGAGGAGGAAGACCCUUUCCUAGUAGUCAACCCCAAUUACAUGUUGGAAGACUAGUGAAUAGUGGUUUUGUUUUUUCUCCCCAUGUUUGCUGUCUUUAUUCUAUUGUUUAAAAAGUGGUAAUAAAUA
This is a messenger RNA of Trichomycterus rosablanca, 2544 nucleotides long. It is a transcript of the gene mcm6l, whose product is annotated as MCM6 minichromosome maintenance deficient 6, like. Bases 1 to 2472 code for a protein of 823 amino acids. Gene Ontology annotation, molecular function: single-stranded 3'-5' DNA helicase activity; ATP binding; single-stranded DNA binding. Gene Ontology annotation, cellular component: MCM complex; nucleus. NCBI's taxonomy places the organism in Eukaryota, Metazoa, Chordata, Actinopteri, Siluriformes, Trichomycteridae. The record is from RefSeq and is a predicted model, not a curated record. Gene Ontology annotation, biological process: double-strand break repair via break-induced replication; mitotic DNA replication; DNA replication initiation. The transcript is spliced from 17 exons.